UUUGCCCACAACUGAAAACUAAUUGUUGUUCAAUUCUGCCCAAAACCAGGACAAGACCUCCAAAUUAAACAACCAACCCAUUCCCCCCUAAAACCUCAAAAUUCAUCAUUAUCCCACAAAUGCCUCCAUCUACACCUCCACCAUCCCCCCACCCACCUUCCAACUCCGACCCCAUCGAUAGCGCCGCUGAAAUCCGCCUUCGCGAGGCAGAAGAACGGCUCAAGGAUGCCAUUGAGGAGCUCCAGCGCCGCCAGCUCAGUCGCGCCGCGGCAGCGCGUGGGCCUCACUGCCCUCCCUGCGAUCACCCUGACGAUUCCUGCGUUGCUCACGCCAUCGGUAACCUCUGCCAGAGCUUCCUCCUCUCAUAUGGCGUUCGUGUUGGUAUCGGCAUCCUCUUGCGCGCCUUCAAGCUUGCUCGCGGUCAUUCUUACUCCUCCCUCCUCGAUCUCAAGCAACUUGUCUCAGAGAAGGAUCUGAUUGUUAGAGAGGAAGCUUGCCGUGUUGGGUUGCUUUUUGGUGGUUUUACAGGAUCCUAUCAUGCCCUAAGAUGUAUACUGAGGAAGUGGAGGAGAAGGGAAACCCCCCUUAACGUAAUCUUAGCAGGUUCUGUUGCAGGCUUGUCGAUCUUAGCAUUAGGUGAUCCCAACCAAAGGCGUACUCUAGCUUUGUAUCUUUUUGCUAGGGUAGCUCAGUGUGCUUAUAACUCUGCUAAAUCCAAGAACAAAUUUCAUCUAUGGGGAAGCCACUGGAAGCAUGGAGAUUCCUUACUUUUUGCUUUGUCAUCUGCACAGGUCAUGUAUUCUUUCAUAAUGCGUCCUGAGAGCUUACCAAAAUCCUAUCAAGAUUUCAUUCAGAAAACAGGGCCAGUGGCACAACCUGUAUACAAGGCUGUCCGAGAUUGUUGUAGAGGUAGCGCAGUGGAUGUGGCUUCAUUGUCAGCAUAUUUGUUGAGUAGAGGGGUCCAAAAUUCAGUGCCCCUGGACGAGUUCCCCUCCAUUAUUCCCUGCUCCGUCAUUCAUCCAAACACCCAGUCAUGUUUAGCUCAUGAUAUGAAUGCAGCAUCGGCUACUUUCAAGAAAACCUUUCCUCUCUAUUUCUCGCUGACCUUUGUACCUUUCGUGGUUCUGCAUCUACAGAAGUUCUUGGAAACACCAGCUCAAACUUGUUGGCGUGCUUCUAAAGAGGCUGUUCGCUCAACUACAUUCUUGUCAGCAUUUGUUGGGAUCUUUCAGGGUGUUAUUUGUUUGCACAGAAAAGUGGCGUCAAAAGACCACAAACUUGUAUAUUGGAUUUCAGGUGGACUUGCUGCCCUUUCUGUGCUGUUUGAAAAGAAAAGUAGGCGGAGUGAACUUGCUUUAUAUGUUCUUCCGCGUGCCGGGGAUUCUUUAUGGUACAUAUUGGUAAAUCGCCAUUUACUUCCACGUAUUAAGAAUGCUGAGGUGGCUUUAUUUUGUGCUUGUAUGGGUGGGAUCAUGUAUUAUUUAGAGCAUGAGCCUGACACGAUGGCUCCAUUUUUGCGUGGCAUAUUACGCCGCUUCUUGGCAAGCCGAAUUAGUAAUCCUAGCCCUCCGCCAAAUCGUAAUGCUUCAUAUGCAUAUCUACAGACUCUCGAGGUCAUGGAAAAACCGAGAUUACAGACAAAGAAGGAAGAAGCUACCGACAAGUCUUCUGCUAAGUAUAACCUUGAGUCUAUUUCAGGACUCUGAUAAUCUUUAAAUGAUAACCCAACUUAUCCGAUGAUUAUUCAACACAUUGUUUUUAGCCAUCUGGGCCACUAUAUCAGAUGCUUGAAUUAGUGUUCCACCACCCUAUUGAUUAGGUUUAGCUCUUUAGAAUAGAGUUUCUCUUCCUCUCAACUUUUUUGCAAAGUAGGUUACGUUUCAGAAUACGAAAGGGAGAUUCAUGUGCUUGAUUAAAAUGGGGAAUAAUCUAUGGUAACCCCGUUUUGUUGCGCGAUAGGUUAUUUCCGAAAUGACCCCAUCAACUGCAAUGAAGUCUGUUUAAGGUUUAAUCUCCGAUCCUGGAGUGUUUCUUGAAGUUCAGGGUUAUUUAGAGAACGUCAAAGAAAUGGAGCAUGACACCAGGAAAACAUGUCAUGUUGGAAAAUGGCUUAUGGUAGACUAGCAGAGGGUUACUAACUUACUAUGAUUUUUUAUUUUUUUUUCCAAAAUUAAGAAAUUCGGAAAUUUAACUUGGUCGUGUAACUGUAUAACUUUUGGUUAUCUUUCACAGUUGUAUCCUGUGUAAUCUAUGAGUAUUAUGGAGUAUUUUUAAUGCUUCUCAUUCAAUAUCAAGAUGUACGAUUAAAUUUUGGUCUCCA
Messenger RNA from Spinacia oleracea (spinach), 2320 nucleotides. RefSeq lists its product as uncharacterized. The transcript has 8 exons. Bases 120 to 1706 code for a protein of 528 amino acids. NCBI's taxonomy places the organism in Eukaryota, Viridiplantae, Streptophyta, Magnoliopsida, Caryophyllales, Amaranthaceae. The record is from RefSeq and is a predicted model, not a curated record.